UAAAUGCCUCUCUCGUAGCUCAUAAACCCUAAGGAGGGCGAACUCCAAACCCUAACCAGCUCUAGCUGUUCCUUUCUCCUCUGUGAUGGGGCGGCGCAAGAGCAAGGCCUUCGCCCAAGAGAAUCAGAGCCUCGUUCCGUCCUCCUCUGGGACCGAGAGCGCCCGAGUGGAGGUGGAGGACGAGGCGAUGGAGGAAAGGGUCGAGAGUGUCAGUCUUGACGAUUCGCCUUUGAUUGGCGCGGAGAACACUAGCGCCGACUACUACUUCGACUCAUACUCCCAUUUCGGUAUUCAUGAAGAAAUGUUAAAGGACGUAGUUAGAACAAAAACAUACCAAAAUGUUAUUUACCAGAAUAAGUUUCUUUUCAAGAACAAGGUUGUCCUUGAUGUGGGUGCAGGAACUGGAAUUUUAUCUCUAUUUUGUGCUAAAGCUGGGGCAAAGCAUGUAUAUGCAGUGGAAUGCUCCCAGAUGGCUGAUAUGGCAAAAGAGAUUGUUCAGACAAAUGGAUAUUCUGAUGUGAUAACAGUUCUAAAAGGAAAAGUUGAAGAAAUUGAGCUUCCAGUGGCUCAUGUAGAUGUUAUCAUCUCUGAGUGGAUGGGAUAUUUCUUGCUGUUCGAGAACAUGCUAAACACAGUUCUCUAUGCACGUGAUAAAUGGCUUAUCAACAAUGGUAUUAUCUUACCAGACAAGGCUUUACUAUAUUUGACAGCAAUUGAGGAUGCUGAAUACAAAGAAGAUAAGAUUGAAUUUUGGAACGAUGUGUAUGGAUUUGAUAUGAGCUGCAUUAGGAAGCAAGCAAUGGCCGAACCACUUGUUGAUACCGUUGAUCUAAAGCAAAUUGUUACCUCUGACAUUAUGAUCAAGAUGAUGGAUAUAUCUGAAAUGACUUUUGGUGAUGUCUCCUUCACGGCACCUUUCAAACUAGUAGCAGAACGCAAUGAUUUCAUACAUGCAUUUAUGGCGUACUUUAAUGUUCAAUUCACCCAGUGUCACAGGGAGACAAGCUUUUCUACUGGCCCAAGAUCAAAGGCUACCCACUGGAAACAAACUGUUCUUUACCUUGAUGAGGUACUAACAAUUUGCAAGGAUGAAGUAAUUUAUGGGAACAUGACAGUGGAGCCGAAUAAGAAGAAUCCACGGGACCUGGAGAUAACGAUCGACUACACAUUGAAUGGAAAACGCAGUCAAGUAUCUAGCACCCAACACUAUAAGAUGCGAUAACCAUGGAAUUCACAAUUUGCAAAAAUUUGUUUAUGAUUCUAUGGGGUUCUCCCCACAAUUUUUUAUUCAAAAAAUUCUAAGAUUUGCAAUUGUCUGAAAUAUUUAUAAGCUGGUGUUCUUGUUAGAUGCAGUCGUCGGGGUUAAGUUAAUUGUAGUAAUUGAAUUGCUCCCAGUGAACGUCAAUAUUCCUUGGAAUGGAUUUUUUAGGCAGGAAUUACUUAUGUUUUCGGGAAAAUCUCCUGUAUUUGUCACUAUAUGAUCAAACGAUUGUUAAAGGACAUCAGCUUUGCAACCAUUGUUUGCUGUUUUGGUGAA
Molecule: messenger RNA, 1537 nt
Organism: Zingiber officinale
Lineage: Eukaryota; Viridiplantae; Streptophyta; Magnoliopsida; Zingiberales; Zingiberaceae
Product: probable protein arginine N-methyltransferase 1
Exons: 9
Coding region: 86-1222 (378 amino acids)
Biological process (GO): peptidyl-arginine methylation
Cellular component (GO): nucleus
Molecular function (GO): protein-arginine N-methyltransferase activity
Source: RefSeq, a predicted model, not a curated record